Messenger RNA from Diceros bicornis minor, 1095 nucleotides. It is a transcript of the gene APOBEC4, whose product is annotated as apolipoprotein B mRNA editing enzyme catalytic polypeptide like 4. NCBI's taxonomy places the organism in Eukaryota, Metazoa, Chordata, Mammalia, Perissodactyla, Rhinocerotidae. The transcript has a single exon. The record is from RefSeq and is a predicted model, not a curated record. The coding region runs from base 1 to 1095 and encodes 364 amino acids.
AUGGAGCCUUUAUAUGAGGAAUACCUAGCAAAUCGUGGAACAAUAGUAAAACCAUAUUACUGGCUAAGCUUCUCUCUAGAUUGCUGUAAUUGUCCUUACCACAUUCGGACAGGUGAAGAAGCAAGAGUUCCCUACUCAGAAUUUCAUCACAUUUUUGGAUUUCCUUAUGGGCCAACGUAUCCUCAAACAAAACACCUCACAUUUUAUGAACUAAAAACUUCUUCUGGAAGCCUGCUGCAAAAGGGCCAUGCUAGCAGUUGCACUGGGAAUAAUACCCAUCCAGAAUCAAUGCUAUUCGAGAUGAAUGGUAAUUUAGACUCGGGCAUACACAAUAACUACAGCAUCAGGCAUAUCAUUCUGUAUUCCAACAACUCGCCUUGUAAUGAAGCUGACCACUGUUGCAUCAGCAAAAUGUACAAUUUCCUGAUAAGGUAUCCGGACGUCACUCUCAGUAUUUACUUCUCUCAACUCUAUCAUACUGAGACUGACUUUCCUGCCUCUGCGUGGAACCGCGAAGCUCUCCGGAGCCUGGCCAGCUUAUGGCCACAGGUCACUUUGAGGCCAAUAAGUGGUGGGAUAUGGCACUCCCUCCUCAACAACUUCGUGAGUGGUGUCUCAGGACCAACUGUUUUCCAGCCCAUUUUACCAGGGAGAGCACUGGCUGACCGGCACAAUGCAUGUGAAAUCAAUGCCAUAACAGGAGUGAAACCUUAUUUCACUGAUGUUCUUCCCCAGACAAAAGAGAUUCAGGACAUAGAAGCUUUAGAGAGCUACCCCUUAAACAAUGUCUUUCCCGGACAGUCUUUUAAAGUGACAAGUGGACAACUGCAACCCAACUUGACCCCAGAUCUUAGGGUGCCUGUCAUUUUUGUGCUGGUGCCUUACAGAGACCUACCACCAAUCCAUGUGGAUCAAAACCCACAGAAACCCAGGAACAUCGUAAGGCAUUUAAAUACGCCUCAAAUGUCAUUCCAGGAAACCAAGGACCUCGGAAGGCCUCCCAUUGGAAGGCCUGCGGAAAGAGUGGAAAUCACAGAACAGUUUGCAAGUAGCAAAGAGGCAGAAGAAAAGAAGAAGAAGAAAGGGAAAAAAUAA